GAAAUAUAUCUACCGCACUCAUCCGCAGGCGCCGCACUUUCCGUGUUCAGCCGCUUCUUCCACAACAACGGCAUCUCUCCGCGACGAAAUAGUACCAGGUUCCAAAUAGCGGUGUAUCAGAAGAACAUGGAGGUGCAGAGCUUAGUUUCCUAUACCGCAAGACGCACUCGACCUGCGAUGCACCCGUGCCAACAGUGCAAACGCCUCAAGAGGCGCUGUGACAGAGAGCUGCCCGAAUGCUCAUUGUGCACUAGGAAUCAUCGACCUUGUGAAUAUCCUCCUGGGUCGAUGCCCGCUUCACCCAAAGAGGCUCAGUUGUCAUCGGGCAUCCUGCUGGACAUUCCCAUAAAUCGAUUUCCUGCGACAUACUUUUUUGAUCGCCGAGUAUUCAACGACUGCCAUAUGAGCAUAGAAAGGGGGCAUCUACCACCAUCGUCUGUUGCACUUAAUGAUUGGACCAGCACCGACGAAAUUCGGCAAAUUGCAAAUAAGUAUUUCGCUUCGGUGCAUCUAUGGUUUCCCAUUAUGAACCGGAGCAAAUUUUACGGAAGCUUCUUACAUGGUUCCGUUGAAGCAGACGUUGAGAUCUCUCUCCUUGCCAUGUGCAUGCAGCUUCUAGGAUCUCGAUCAUCUGAUGGAUUACAAGCCUUGGACACAGUAUAUAUCUCGAUUAGGCAGGCAUUCGUGCAGCUAGAGCAAGCUGGUGUCUUAAAUAUUACGGUACUACAGGCUCUACUAUUAACCGCCCUCUAUGAAAUCGGCAACGGCAUUUACCCUGCUGCAUAUCUCACGAUUGGCCAUUGUGCCAGAUAUGCAGUGGCCCUAGACCUGGAUAGAGAGAUACUCAACUGGAACCACGAUGCAUCCGAUUGGGUUGUGAUGGAGGAAAAGCAUCGGGCUUGGUGGGCUGUGCUCAUACUUGAUAGAUACAUCAACAUUGGCUGUCCUAGGAGAGCGUUAUGUACCCCAGACCCAAUACAGCUCCAAUACUUACCCAUGGCAGACGAUGACUGGAAUCAAGGGACACGGAUAAACGGGCCUCCCCAUAGGCUCUCGACGCCUGUUGAGGUUAAGAUGGGAAAAUUCGCAAGACUGGCUCAAGCAACUCACUUGCUCGGUCGAGUUCUUCGGCAUAUACGCGAUCCCACGACAGAUGAAGCGUUUUUGUUAGAAGAAAGGGAGGCACUAGAUCGCGCCCUUCGCUCACUCUUAUUACUAACUGUGGAUGAGGAGAUGGCGGACACGGACACGGCAUUUUGUUCUCCCAUGGCGUUAUUGGGGAGACCUUUAUUUUAA
Molecule: messenger RNA, 1296 nt
Organism: Trichoderma gamsii
Lineage: Eukaryota; Fungi; Ascomycota; Sordariomycetes; Hypocreales; Hypocreaceae
Exons: 5
Biological process (GO): regulation of DNA-templated transcription; DNA-templated transcription
Cellular component (GO): nucleus
Molecular function (GO): DNA binding; DNA-binding transcription factor activity, RNA polymerase II-specific; zinc ion binding
Source: RefSeq, a predicted model, not a curated record